Molecule: messenger RNA, 2323 nt
Organism: Myzus persicae (green peach aphid)
Lineage: Eukaryota; Metazoa; Arthropoda; Insecta; Hemiptera; Aphididae
Gene: Amun
Exons: 6
Coding region: 656-1642 (328 amino acids)
Source: RefSeq, a predicted model, not a curated record
CGCGUUCGUGUCGGUUGCCGCCGCCGCCGUCGUUUGCCCACCAGUGUUCCCGUCGUAUCGAGCCGCUUAUACCGCGGCGCAGCACAGAUACACAGCAUACACCUCACACACACGCGGGCGCGAUAAUAAACGUUCUUUUAUAAUAAUAGUAUACAUGUUAUGAUAAUAUUAAUUUAUCGUUACGAAAUACGAAAAUCGUAAAAUAAUUUUAAUAUUUCAUUUGCUAUAAAAUAUAAUAUAAUAUAAUAUAAUAUAAUAUUUUAUUAUAUUGUAUUCUCGCACGAGCGUGUGUAUUUUUUUCGUUCCGUCUCUUGAAUUCCCCGCCACUAGUCGACUGCUACUCGACUCGUGUCCGUCAGUACACAUUCAGACGGGGCCACACGGCGUUUUACUAGACGGUGACCAAUAGUACUUGUUUUUCCGCCACGAGAUCUGCCACCGUACUGCGGUAAUCAACGACGAACAAAAUAUUAUGUGAACUUGGCGCGCAAGUCCGCAACAGAGGAGAAAAAAAACAGACAGACCAGGAGGAACAGUCGCCUACAGAUUUCAAACGGCCGCGGUCGUUACACACAUCAGCAACAGACGAAGUCUCAGUCGUCGUACGAAUAAGUUUUGUCGACGUAACCGUUUCGCAGACGAUAUACUACCCAACAUGGACACUGCUACGUUUUUCGUCGAGGGCACUGCCAAUCAGUUCGAGCACGUACUCUCGCUGUAUCCGCAAGCGUUGCGCAUCAAAGCCGAGGCCAAGACGAAAAAGCCCGAAGACCUCAUCAAGCUGGACAACUGGUAUCAGAAUGAAUUACCAGGAAAAAUCAAGUCCCGGGGAAAAGAUGCACAUUUAAAUCAUGAAGAAAUUUGCCAAAUAAUGAAAUGGAAGCAAACAAGAGGAAAAACUUUCCCUCAAUUGAAUUACUUAAUUAAAGUGAACACACCACGUGCUGUUAUGGCUGAGACAAAGAAAGCUUUCAAAAAAUUACCCAAUUUAGGACUUGCACUUACAGCGUUAAGUAAUUUGAAAGGCGUUGGAACCACAAUGGCCUCAGCUUUGUUAGCAGCUGCUGCACCAGAUAAAGCUCCUUUUAUGGCUGAUGAAUGUCUAAAAGCAAUACCAGCUAUUGAAGGAAUUGACUAUACUGCUAAAGAAUAUUUGAACUUUGUAGCCCAUAUUCAGAACACAGUGGAAAGACUUAAUAGUGAAUGUAGUGAAAAUACAUGGAAUCCACAUUCAGUAGAAUUAGCAUUGUGGACACAUUAUGUGGCAAAUGAAUUCAAACCUGAACUUUUAAGUAGUGUUCCAGAACCAAUUAAGAAGCCAAUUAGUGAACAAACAAAUACCGAUGCUCAUACUAAUGGCAAUGUUAAUCAAACAAAGUUGGAUGAACCAACAUCUGAUGAUAGCAAUCCUGAGCCAUUACCGCCGUCCAAUGGUCACCAAUUAACAAUUGAAGAUGAUUCUCGUGACAAGUCUGAAGAUGAUAUCACCAAUGACUCUAUAACGACAUCAGAAUCAGCUCAAACACCACUUGCUGAAGCUUUAACAGAGGACUCAUCUAGUCUGCCUGCCCCCGAUGAGCCCCCUGUAAAAAAAUUCAAAAAUGAAGUCCAGACAGUGGCUGCGGAAGCCAAUGGCAACUAAAUUGGUUAAAUGGUUUUAAUUAAGCCAAAUGGACCACCAUAAGUUUAUAAUUUUAGUGACAAGUUAACAUUGGAGAAAAUAUUGUUUGAAACAAAAUUAAUUGAUAAAAAAAACUCCAUAUUUAUCAGACUUAAUUAUGUAAUUAUAACUUUCAGUUAUACAAUUUUAUUUACAUAUGAAAUAUUUCACCAUUUUUAAAUGGACAACAAUUUAAUUUAUUUUAAUUCGUACAUGAAAACUCGUAAAUAUAUUUUUUUUAUACUUAGAUUUUAUACAACAAAAUAAAUUAAGUCUGUAAUAUUCUAAUUUGUUUUAUUCAACUUAGUAAUUUCAUAAUUGAAAUAUAUGACUGUAAAUACAAUUAAUUAUAAUUAUAAAUGUUUAAGAUUUACGGGAUAGAGGGAUGUCUGAAUAUUAUGAAAUAAUAAUAAAAGUGCACCUUAGGAAGUAAUUUUUUUCUAAGAAUUGUCAUAAUUCAUUGAAAAUUUUGAUUUAUAAUGGGGGGUCAAGGGAAACUUGCAUUCAAGAACAUAAACACAUUAUAAGUAUAUACAUAUAUUUAUAAUUGACAUAUUAUGUACAUAAAUAUGUAGUAUUAAUGUAUCGGAUCUGCACCAUUUUUAUUGAAAUAAAUUAACAACAAUGUUAGUUUAUGUACUUAAAUAAGAAAACUGCCUUUUA